Messenger RNA from Syngnathus acus (greater pipefish), 2019 nucleotides. RefSeq names its product RING finger protein 207-like. The record is from RefSeq and is a predicted model, not a curated record. Bases 148 to 1941 code for a protein of 597 amino acids. Gene Ontology annotation, biological process: regulation of heart looping; regulation of cardiac muscle contraction. Lineage: Eukaryota; Metazoa; Chordata; Actinopteri; Syngnathiformes; Syngnathidae. The transcript has 19 exons. Gene Ontology annotation, molecular function: zinc ion binding; Hsp70 protein binding; transmembrane transporter binding. Gene Ontology annotation, cellular component: perinuclear region of cytoplasm.
GGGUGGUGGCAUGAGGUGUGUGCCGUCAGCUGCCUGGCAGAGGCGGCCCGAGGGCCUACUAUUGAAGCAUUGUUGUCAUUCCUGUUGAGGGGGGCAGUGGGGGGGGCAGGCCGAUAGCGCCACUGAAAGCACCGAUCCCAUGUCAAGAUGGCCGGAGGGAUCGUCAGCAAUUUGGACAACCUGUGCAACGUGGACUGUGCCAAUGUGCACCCCCUGGUGUGCCACCUUUGCCACCAGCAGUAUCAGUCGCCGUGUCUGCUGGAUUGCUACCACAUCUUCUGCGCCCGCUGUUUGCUGGGCCGGACCAACGACAGUCGACUGAGCUGCCCCCUCUGCGGAUAUCUAUCCAUCAUAAAGGGGAACAACAGCCUCCCGCCAGAGGACCGUCUGCUCAAAUUCCUGGUGGACAACAACGCAGACGCUGAUGAGAUUGUACAGUGUGCCAACUGCGACCAGGAGAGCAACAAAAAGGACACAGGCGUGAUGUUCUACUGCAACACUUGUAACCAGCCGCUGUGCUGCGCCUGCAGGGAGCUGACGCACAAGGCCCGAAUGUUUGCUCACCACGACAUUGUUACGUUGUCCAAGCGCAGCAAAGCCAAGCACAGGAAAUGUGUUCUGCACGAGGAACCCUACAUCCUCUUCUCCACCGAGAACAAGUCCAUGCUUUGCAUCAAGUGUUUCAGAGAUAUGCAAGUGGAGAGUCGCACUCACUGCAUUGACAUUGAGACGGCCUACAUGCAAGGAUGCGAAAUGUUGGACCAGGCCGUGCUGGUGGUGAAAGAGCUGCAGACGUCCACCCGAGAGGCCAUCUUCCUGCUGAGGUCCAUGAUAGGCGAAGUGUGUCUGAACGUGGAGGAGGAGGAGAGCGCCAUCUGCUCUCUCUUCAACAGUCUGCAGGAAAAACUGGCUGAGAGGAAGAAGAUUCUGCUGAAGACUGCACAGAGCCAACACGAGGAGAAGGAGAAAGCACUCAAAGAGCAGCUCUCACACCUCACCUCACUGCUGCCAACACUCCAGGUUCAUCUGGUCACAUGCUCAGCCUUCCUAAGCUCAGCCAACAUGUUUGAGUUUCUGGACAUGGGUUACCAACUGAUGGAGCGACUGAAGCGGAUCGUCAAGCUUCCCCACCGCCUCAGACCGGUGCAGAGCAGCAAAAUCAACACCGACUACCGCAGCGAGUUUGCCCGCUGUCUGGAGCCGCUGCUCCUGAUUGGCCAGCGCCGCGCCCCUUCGUUGGCCGGCUCUUCCAGCGUGGCCACGAGGCUGCAGUCGCCUCUCUCCAUGUCUCUCAGUGAGAUGCCGCUCGGCUCCGUGUUCGGCAGGAGGCCCACGUCUCACCGCAACAUCUGCACCAAGGUGCUGCUGGCCGAGGGGCGCGAGACGCCCUUCACCAAGCACUGCAACAACUACGAGAACUCCUACAGGACGCUUCAGAGCGAGAUUCAGAGCCUGAAGGACCAGGUCCAGGAGCUGCACCGAGAUCUGACCAAGCACCACUCCAUCAUCAACACGGAGCAAAUGGGCGAGAUAAUGGACCGCUCGCUGCACAUCGACAGCCAGAUUUCGUCCCAAUACACCACAGUGGAGACCAUGAGGGCCAUGUUUGAAGAGAUUUGGGACGAGACCUUUCAGAGGGUCACCAAUGAGCAGGAGAUCUACGAAGCCCAGCUUCACGACCUGAUGCAGCUGAAGCAGGAGAACUCCUACUUGACCACCAUCACCAGGCAGAUCAGCCCCUACAUCCUCUCCAUCGCCAAGGUCAAAGAGCGACUGGAACCCAGGCUUCAGGAGCCCAAAGAAUGCCGCGACGACCGCACUGAAACCAUGUUGAAGAUUUACGAAGAUUGCACAACAAUGGCAACAGAGAGUCAAGACAGUGACAAGCAGACACGCGUCCCAGAACAGGACAGGAGCAACCACCCGCUCAUGCUCAAGUGACACCACCUCGUACGUACCAAACCUGGAGUACGUGACAAUCUCCGAGCAGCAAGGCUGGUAGGGGAGGGGCGGGGGUCU